AUGUACCCGGUAGCGGGGGCCAUUGAUGGGACGUAUGUUCCAAUCAGCGGACCUUCUGCAUUUAGGGAAUCCUAUAUUUGCAGAAAAGGUUUCCAAGCAAUGCAUUUACAAGCAGUCUGUGGGCCUGAUUUAAAGUUUUUGGAUGUCUUCUGUGGAUACCCUGGAUCAGUUUAUGAUGCCAGGGUAUACAGAAACAGUCCUCUUUUUCAAGAGGUUCAGGUAUUGCCACCUAAAUUUCAUAUUUUAGGUGACUCUGCAUACCCCAUGUCAAUAAACUUGUUGACUCCCUAUCGUGACAAUGGUCACCUUACCCUUGAGGAGAAAAAAUACAACAGUGCCCACAGCUCCACAAGAGUGGACAUAGAGCGGGCCUUUGGUUUUCUUAAGGGUAAGAUUAGGAAGCUCAAGUUUCUUGACACGAGGAAUGUAGAGGACAUUCCCUGUACAAUUGUAACCUGCUGUGCAUUACACAACUUUAUUUUAAUGAAUGAGAGUCUCGAUGAGAGUGAAGUUGUUUUGGAAGAUGUAGAUGUAGAUGAGAGGAUACAAAGUGAAAAUGUGCAGUGUGAAAAUGAAGCGAGAGUGGUUAUUACAGGAAAGGAGAAAAGAAGAAGUAUCAUGCAUCUUUUGAUGUGA
Messenger RNA from Magallana angulata, 636 nucleotides. RefSeq lists its product as uncharacterized. The transcript has a single exon. Lineage: Eukaryota; Metazoa; Mollusca; Bivalvia; Ostreida; Ostreidae. The record is from RefSeq and is a predicted model, not a curated record. Bases 1 to 636 code for a protein of 211 amino acids.